This is a messenger RNA of Hydractinia symbiolongicarpus, 607 nucleotides long. RefSeq lists its product as uncharacterized. The transcript has 2 exons. NCBI's taxonomy places the organism in Eukaryota, Metazoa, Cnidaria, Hydrozoa, Anthoathecata, Hydractiniidae. Bases 53 to 607 code for a protein of 184 amino acids. The record is from RefSeq and is a predicted model, not a curated record.
UUACUAACCUAGAAAUUUAGCACAGCUAGUAAUAAUAAUUUUUUAGCCUGCGAUGAUAACAUUUGGAGAUACUGGAGCAGGCGCGAAUAAAAACGACUGGAAUGAAAAUAAUAAUGAAUGUAAAGAAAAUAAAGGAUGUGUCGAAGUAACACAAAACAGAUUGCUAGAAAAUAUAGCUAGUAUUCGUAAUGAUGUUGUAGAAACUGAAAAGAACAGGGAGAAUGAAACAGAAUUAAUGGAUUGUUUACAACCUUUACAACGUACCGGUGAUAACAGUAGUGGUAAAACAACUGAAAUUUUCGAAAUACCAGAUUUUGAUAACGAAUCCAUCAAUUUUGGGGUCAAAGAGAGCGGUGUUCAAUUUGCAACACAGGUCGAUACAGCGGCAACCCAGCAAUACCACAGUGCCUGCUUUUCAAGACUCCUGCAACAAAACACUCCGCUUGCUCAACAGUUUGCUGAAAUAAAAGCAAACAAUGUUUACUUGCAGGGUAUCCUUCACCAAGUCGUCGCCAAUCAAGAACGAAUCAUUGGGAAAUUGGCAAUUCUUGAUCCGAAUAACGAAACGUUUGACAACAUCAUAUUCACCAACGAUUAUGAUGGAUAA